Messenger RNA from Ectocarpus siliculosus, 10851 nucleotides. The record is from the annotation of a GenBank genome assembly. NCBI's taxonomy places the organism in Eukaryota, Phaeophyceae, Ectocarpales, Ectocarpaceae.
AUGGAGGGCACACAGAAGCCACAGGUUAUGAGGACGUCAGGAGUAGAUCUAUUGGUCGGCAUCGCUGAGAUAUUGCUCGAGCUGCGCCGGGUGGUGGAUGGUGAGGCGCUCUAUGCGGCAGUGAAAAACUUCAGGCGCUGGAAUCGCUUGGUUAGAAAGCCGCUGGCAGUGAGUAGUUACUCGCUUUCCCCCCAGCAGGCGGAGGAUCUGCUCGGCCCGGUGGGGAUGCCGUCGACCCUCAUCCGGCGCACCUUUGACGCCUUCGCCAGGCGCCGACAACGUUCCUGCUCCUGGUCGCGGGCCCGAGGGGAGGCCCCGGGACGGCGGGUUGACGCCCUGGAGCUGUUUUCCGGGCUUGCGCUGACCUGCAGGGCAACCGUGAAGGGCAAGCUGUCGCUGCUGUUCUCGCUGUUCGACUCCGGCGAAACCGGUGUCCUCACGGUGGACGACCUUGGUGCGAUGAUUUCGUCUUGUGGGUCGUUUCUGCGCAACAUAGGACUGUGUCUCCCGAUCUUCGGCGACGAGGCCGCUUUUUUUGCAGGAGGCGCGUUCGGCCUAGAACAGGGGCGGAUAGUGGACUCUUCUAGCAGUGGGCUGGAGUGUGAUGCCGAUGAGAUAAGCCUGCCUGUCUUCCUAGCUUGGGCGCAGCGGGCGGAGUUGCCAGCUCGUGCUCUGGAGCUGCUGGCGUUACCGCAUCGGCUUUCGAGGACUGUCGAUUUGCUCUUGGCCAAGGCUGACUCAGUGCUGCAAGAACGAUAUGUUCCCGGGAGAAAAACUACGAAGUAUUUCUCGAAAGGCAUCGAGAAUUCGACGGAGGAAUGUUCACCUACACGUGUACCGACGCCAUUGACCCGCAAAACUGUUCUGGAACAGCAAAAGGUGGGAGAAGACAACCAUCGGCGGGAACGCGACGUCAGCUUUGGCCAAAGCCCCCUUGUGCUCCCUCCAGUACUGUGCGGGGUUCGUGCCCAUCUAGCCCAAAUUAUGCUCGAGCUGAGAGCGGCGACAGACCAUCGCGUGAAGAUUUCUUGGGGCAUCGACGACGACGCUGAAACCCCCAAGAGUAAGGUGGCACUGCGUAGCUUCCACGGUGACCAACACCGCAGGAUAGAGUGUGCAACACUCCGAUUUACCACACUCCCAGAAGACGCUGUGGUGAUCCACCCGGCCUCAGAAAGCAAAGAAACGCUUCCAUUGAGGCAGGAACCCUAUCUAGGAAAGAGCUGCACGAUCCUAGCGGAACGGCGAUGCAUCAAGCUGCUUCCUGUGCCUGGAAAGUCAAGCAAGUUGACAGACAACUUGACUUCCAGAGAGAGCGUUGCUGUGUUAGUCGAUUACGGCAAGCGUACCUCUCUGGAGUCAGCCGACGACAACCACGCGGUUGAUCCGCGCUGGAUAGCUUCGGCAAGAUCACGUGACAGAUCGAGCAACGAAAUGGGCUCUGAUGUGCUCAUGGAAACAUGGCCGCUUGGAUCGCCACGGAACGACCACGUUCAAGUACCCCCUGCUGCCGCCCGACGGGCAGAUGUGCAUGCUCCCACAGCCGUCUCCGACGUUGCCCCCUUCAGUGGGACAGUCUUGUACCAAACGGAGGCAUCCGGAGGAGAAGCGCCUCAUAGCGAACCCUGGGCUAAACGAGGCGCCGCCCUGUCGAGUAACGUCGACCUCAUCGUUCACCUCAGUCCUGACUGGCGGGCGGUGCAGGUUGUACGGCGGUGCUUCCAUAUGUUGGAGCAGUGUCGCUUCCAGAGUCCUUCGCUUAGGGAGGACGGGCGACGCAUGGUUUCUGCUGAGAUCAACACGGCCGUCAGAUCUCUUCUGUUCAAGAGUGUCCGCGAACAGUCGCGGGAGCAGGAUAGGGCGAGAAGGAGGUGUGCCCACAUGAUUCUGGGAGGCUUACAGAACCCUUGGCUGGGUGUCAACGAGGAUGAACUCAUGAACCACGACGAAAGCCAUCGCACAAUCGUGCGCUCUGAAGUUGAGUUGGCCUUGCAAAAGUACGUCCCGAAGGAUGUUGCGGAUGCCGGGGAGACAAUUGGUGAGGGCGCGGAUGUACCACCACCAAGGGCGUUUUCAACCAACGGGGGUACGAUGGCCAUCGGCGGUGGUUGCUUCCUGAUCCGCCCACCCAAAGUACCGCUACAGGAAGGCGGAAUAUCAUCACCUGCUCGAGACGAAGUGGAAGCAGCUCCUGGAGGCACCGAUGCGCCUUCAGGCAUUGCGGAGAGCGACCGCCAUGAUAGUACGGAAGAGGAGAGUGUCGCAACAGCUUCCGCUACCGCUGCAGCGGAAGAUAAGGUGACUGCUGUACUCACCGACCCUCAGCUACCCCUUGCCGGAAAUGACGUUACCCACUCGACGGGUAGUAGCCGUACUCCUCCGGACGUGACCUCCAACACAGCCAUCUAUGAGGGCGGCCAAACGCUAGCCAACAGCGACUCAUCUGCCACAGGUACAGCGGGCGACGGGGCUGGUCCUCCACCACGAAUCGGUCCGCUGCCGACAGCAACCGCCUUGCAUGGUGAGGCAACGCCGCCUCACACUUCUUCUACAGAGAGAUCUCUCGAGGGCAAUGGCAAUCAAGAAAUCGAUUUCCAAUUGGCAGUCUCAGCAAGCCGCAGUUCUGCCGACAACGAUGGGAUCGGAGAAACCGAUGGGCACAGCAAGGACACCUUGGCCCCACAGGCAGUGGCGGAAAACGCAAAGGAAACCCCCUCUCACGGUGAUGCCGUAACUGAUGAGGCAGGGGCUGUCGUGAGUGCAAAGCCGGGUGUAUCAACAGUGGAGACCGUGGUGACCUCGAGUACCAACGGGCGGGCAUCAUUCGCCAUCGAUGAUGCCGAUGACUCCACCGAAGCUAAAAGCAGGAAAUCGCGGGCUUCGCACGAAGAAGCGGCGAUCGCAGUAGUCGAUGGUUCAGACCAGCAAGUGGGAAACGGGAUUACAGCCGCGAGGGAUAUAUCGGAGGAGAGAACAGAGAAUACAACUGCAAACAGUUCAGCAUCGCCCGCAGUAAACACCAGGGAAGAGAGCAAGAUGGGUCUGACGGCCGACGGUUGCGGAGGAGACGAGCCUGGCGCGAAGCAAGACCCAAGCUUGCAACAGAGCGAUGGAGCCUCCAACGAAAGUUGCUCUAAUCCCGCGUUGAGAGGUCUCCUUCGAGACAUGACUUGCGCUGCCGAAUCGAUCGCCGCAGCCGCAAAGAUCCCCUUUACACGAGGCCAGCAACGAGGAGCGACAACGGUAACGUCUGGUUGCACGGCUAUUGUCUUCCUAGACGCUCCGCUAAUAACCCCAGGUCUCCAACCGCGGCGUCGCUUCGCCAAGAAGAAAGGCCUGGGCUUUUCUGCAAUACCGACGGAGGGGGCGUCGCUUCCUGACGAAGCGGUUGGGCGCAAAGCUUCUGUUCUCCAGAGCGCGGCGGUCUCAACCGAUGCCACUGCCACCACCGCUGCUACUGCUGUUGCGGAGUUCAAGCGAGGUAGCGGUGACUUGAACGUCGGCACCUACCCAGCGGCGGAAGCUGCCGUUUCCGUCGAACCUCUGGACGAUGGUGAUACACACAACGGUGACGGCGCCGGCUCCUCCGACGAAGAGCAUCCGGCAGGGCUGGGCGACCCAAGUGAAGUCCUCGAAGCGCUUCUGUCUUGGACAGAGGAAGGAGGUUGCUCGGUGGGCGGUCACAGAGAGGUUCUCUUGAUUUGUUGCGGGGGCGAUGACGCCCGGGACAAUGACAAGGGUGACCGGAACGCCAAUGGUGUGGAGAACCGACAACGAUCGGUUGACGAUGAUCCUGGUGGGGCGGUCAAAGGCCAGGAGAAGAGCGAAAGUGAAGAGAGCGCCCAUUCUCAUCUGGAUCAGGUGUUGCUGCAAACCCGAACGGUUCCAAAUUGUGAGGGCUUGUCCCGGUUGGCGGUGGCGUUUCGUCCUCCCUCACCCGGCACGACUCCCGCAGUUUUCCCACCGCAAGAAGAAAACGAGAAACGAUCCUCGGAGGGAACACUAGAAGGACAUCGUGUUGUACCACACCAGAAUGUUCCCCAUGUGGAAAAGGUGCGAGUACUAGUCGGCCCUGUGAUCGGUCGCGUUGGUCCUACCUCCGCCGUGGUGCUAGUUGAAGUUGGCGCCAAAUGUCCUGUGGCAGCGCAAAGGACAGCCGCAGCCGCCAGGCAGCGGCAGGGGCUCACCGACGCUGACAAAACUCCGCCGGAAGACGAUGUAGGGGUGCGAUUGGUGGACACGCUGACCAGUGAAAGCAGGGAGAUGUUCGGGGGUAGGAGGACCGGGGGGGAGCCGGGAAUUGGCCCUCGAGUUUUUGAGUUUGAAGGACUCACGCCUGGCCGACGGUACACGCUUCGGUUGUUGGGAGUCCGGCAGCAUGAUCAGGAAGCGCUGGAGGAGAUUCUGGCCGAUGUCCAAACGUCGCGGCCGACGGCAACAGCGAGGCUCGCCAUCGGCACCAUGGUGAAUGCUUCGAAGAUCGGCAACGCGCUUUAUCCGCUGGUGAUGGCGGAGAAGGGAUCGGAAUCGAGCAGGCCCGAGGGGGUGCCUAUCGGAGUCCGAGCGCUGAACGCUUUCCGCGAACUGUACCGCCACACGUGGAACGAUCCACAGAUGCGCAAGUUACUCGCCAAUACCUCCACAACGCCGUGCUCGGUCGGCGCCGGCGACCUGCUGCUACCCCUGCUGAGAAGGUUUCCGUCCGGCUGGCUACCGCUGCACUCCGCCCCCGUGAACCCCGCGUACGGAAACCUCAAAGGCGCCAGGGCAAGGGGGAGCACAACAACGACAAGAAAAUGGAGCAGAAGAAGAGGCAGAAGAAGAACGGUAUUGACGAGGGAGGCCAAGGAGGUCUCGAGGUGCCAGCACGAGGGUGGGGGUGUCGCGGGAGCGCUGGGAGCCGUGGCCAGGGCCGCCUUGCAAGCCUCGAAGGAGUACCAAGAGGCGUUGUUGGGUGGUUCAGCGAACUAUGGCGGUGGUGGCGGUGGCGGAUUUGAACGCUUCAGCAUGAUUGCCCGGGGGGGGAGCGCGUGCCGAGGGCCCCUGCCGACUUUCCAGCGGUGGGGGGCUGUUGGGGUGCUCAACAUUUCGGUCGCAUCCUCGCAGGUUGGUUGGGCGUUCGGAGGACGCGACGCUGGGCACGGGCUGUUGUCUCGGGAGACGUGGGCGUGGCUCGAAGAUUUCUUCCGGGCCCCCGAGCUAGGUUUGCAGGAAGGACCCGGUGUGAACACGCUCAUCAUCGCUACGGAUUCCCCGUUGCUCUGGCGGUCCGCCUCCUCCUUCUCCUCCUCCGUUGCUGCCGCCGCUGCGGCACGCGAACCGGCGGAUGGCGAGGAGGACCACCAUCUAGACGAAGGGGUCGGAGGACGGCAACGGAUGCCGCCCGGUCGCAUCGACGGCGUCGGUGCAGCGGCAGACAACUACGAUGGCGACAAGGAUGCCCCAGCCGAGGCUCCUUUCACUACUGCCGAGAGGGAGGUGCCGGCCGCUGCUGUUGCGCCCACCGUUGCAUCCGGUGCAUUGAGUCCCGGUGGCUCGAGUACCCAGGGUGCAUCUUCUCAGAGACGAAACCGAGCAGCUGCAGCAGGAACGGGGCAAGCACGAGGCACCCGGGGGAGGGUCUUCUCCGUCGUAUGCCCCGCGACGCGGGUGCGGAUGAACAUUCAGAGUUAUGUGAAGGACAGGGAGACCGGAAGGGUGGCGACGCAGUGGUGCCUGGCCUCCAAGGACACCGGCGACGAGGCCUGUAUUCCCAUGAACGGAAGCAUCGGUCCUCGCUUCUCCUUCACCCACUACCCCCAGGCGGGCAAGGCCAUCGGGCCGGGAGCAACGCUCGUGCGUCCGAUUCCCGACCCGUCCGCACCGUGCGUGAUGUUCCUCGGAAUGGUGGCUUUGGGAGGAGGGGGAGGCAGUGGCGAAGGCAGUGGUAUCGGUGGUGGUAGUGCCACCAGUGGGCCCGGGUUUGCGUUCGGUACUCUAGGACCGAUUCUAGGGGAGGUCGGCACUACUACAGCGCGGGUUUUGGUGGAGGUAUCAGUACCCAUGGAGCUGUGCCUGACUGUGCAGAAAUCGGGCAUCGCUAGGAACGGCAACGUGUCGCAGCCGAAGGGGCACAGGCAGCAGAUAACGAAAGUCAUUCGGAUCGCCCAUAGACCCGUCGUGUUCGAGGUCUCCGGCUUGAUCGCCGACACGAGGUACGAGCUCGACUUCUGGCCACUGGCGAACGCGAAUGAGUUCCGAGCAAACCUCCGAACGAGGCCGCUCCGACCAUCCAGCUUCAGGAUAGCCGCCUUCGGCGGCUCCCGACACCCGUUCGGGUUCAUCGUCCCAACCGUAACCACCACCACUCCCGCCGUUUCUGCUGGAAGACGAAAAGUCGCGAACUACAAUACAGGGCGUGAUAUGGCCGACCCGGACAGCGGGGCCGGUGAAAACACCGCCUCUCCCGGGAAAACGCUUCUGGUGCGAGAGAGGUGGCCCUUCCGUGCAUUGGAGGCCGGAGGAGGGCUCAGGGUCAUUGGCAGUGGCGUUGACGGUGAGGAUGCUGCUAUCAGCCGCCCAGAGUCUAACCGUGUGGCUGCGGCCAAGGCUGAGUCAGAGAGAGCCUGGAAGCACGACAGCGAUAGCGGCAGUGGAGGCGGUGGUGGAGACACGGCAGGGCUGGAGUGUGCGGAGGACUCCGGAGGGGGAUGGAGGCAUCCAGUGUCGACGGCGUUGGCGAUGGGGUUGUUGACGAACGGACCUUGCCUCGAGGAGAUGUCGCGCGAAAGCCUAUUCGGCAACGGCGGAAGCGAUGCGAUUUCCGUGUGCUUACGGUUCGGCCGCCUGAGCGCUUGGCAGGCCAUGGCGGACGAGGUUGAGCUGCCGGUUCAGGGCCUGGACCUGAUCAUCCACCUAGGAAACGAGAUAAAUGCGGCCGCCUCCCUGAACAGGGACGAGGUAGCCAAAGUCGCCGAACACUUCUCCCAGCACGCACGGUUGGGGGGGGUGGAACUCCCUUCGAAGGAGGCGGUCGAUCAGUCUGCGCGGAAGGAGGCGAGCGGCGCCAAAGCCGGGCGCUCACUUCUCGUGAAACCGCCCCAGCUGCCGGUGGAGGACCCGAUGGCUCUGGGAGAGAGAGAUGAAGAAGAUAUCGCCCAGCUGGAGGCGUUCAUAAUCAAGCUACACGACGAGGCUGAGAAGGACCGCAAGAGGGACGACGGCGACUUCCGCCACCGCCGCAUCGAAGAACCCCCCCUCGCAAUCCACACGCAACUCCCGGAAGACCAAGGAAAAGAAGAUGGAGGAGUGCCGUCUCACGGCGGCGCAAGUCCCGAUAGUGAGAGGGGCGGCGGUGCCAGAGACAGUGAGGACGGAGAUGGAGGAGGUGGUGAAUGCAAUGGAACCAUAACCAAGCGGUUUGAUGAUAAUCGCGUUGAUGGCGUGGACGGAGCAUGGGAGCUAGUUGCGGAAGAGGUGGCCGAGCGCGUGCGAGACCCGUAUCGUGUAGCAUGGGGGCUCCCGUGGGCCAAAGCAGUAAUGGCGAGUGCGCCCAAUACUUUGCUGGCCUUCACUCCAUUGGAUCUUGACGACGGGUGCCAGUCACUCUCCAUGCAACGCGUCGACGAGCACGGCGCUACUGUGCCGCGACAACGAGCCUCCACCGACGGCGUUGUCGAUUUAGACCACCCCGCUUCCGUAGCCCGAGUUCGGGAGGAACGCCUGCGCGCCUGGGUUGAAUAUCAGACCGCCCUUGCCUCCGGGGGUGGUAAGACCACCAAGAAAACUCCGGGCCUCGACACUGCAGCAAGCGCGGACGACAAGGGUGUCAACGACGGCGGGGGUGGGGGCAGUAGCAGCAAGAGCGACAAGAGAGAGACAGAUAGGGGGUCAUACCAAGAGUACGGUGGGGUCGGUGUGCUUAUGCUCGACGUGUGGGGCAACCAAUCGUGGAGGCUGGACGAGGCAGGGAUGGCAACGGCCAAGGGAGGCGAUGCCGAAGGCCCUGGGUUUCACCCUAAGGCUCUUCUGUCGAAAAAGCAGGAAAAGCUCGUCAAGAAGGCGUUAACUUCGUCCACAGCUAACGCGCUCGUAAUUUGUUCUGGGACGCCCAUGGUGGCCGAGCCCAUAGUCCACCCGAAGGCCCCGCCCUUAAGUGAAGCUGAGCAGAAGAGCAGAGAUAAAGCUCUCAACUUCGCCAAGAAGGAGCUCAAAAAGCUUGGCAAAGCCGGACUGGCAGAAAUAAAGAGGAUGGAGGAGGAAGAAAAGAUCCCUAAACUGGCGAUGUUGUCUCCGGAGGAGGUCGGUGCGAUGGAUGCCUUCUACGACGAGCUCAGGCCGUGCUAUCACUGGAGCUACCACUCCCCGUACCUCCAGGAACAGUCCGACGAGGAGGGCGAUGGGGACGGCGAUGACAUGGCCGUCAUCUUAGGCCCUGUGGUGGGUAGGGUGGAGGUGGUGAAGCAGUCGGGGACCGUGCGAGAAAGCUGCCGAGUCCCCGUGGUGGUCGAGGUGGACGGAGAGGGAGAGGUUACGUGCAUGGUGCGCGACGUUGCAACAUCCGAGACUUUUCGUGAGGUGCGGUGGAUGAAGCGGCGACGCCCAAGAGCGUUCUGGGUGCAAGGCCUGCGCCCCGCGCGACGGUACGCGAUUGAAUUCGAAGGUGUCUCGAACAGGAGAGAUCGAACCGGCUCUCUGACGACCCCAGACAGUUCUCGUCCAGACCUCACCCUGGUGGCCGUAUCUCACGACCGUCCUGGGGAGCUUCUCCCGGAAGGGAGCGAGACAAACAUGUGGAGCGCCCUGGGCGAGCGGCUACGCUCACCGUGGCAAGGCGUGGAAGCAGUCCUCCACCUCGGCGGCCAAGUGGAUCUCUCAAACGCUUUCGAGGACGGCAAGAUCUGCCUGGAGAAAAUUAGGGAACGAAGAAAAGCCGGAAAGGUGUCGGAGCGGGAGGAGGUGUCGACGAUGGAAGCACUGAAGGAGAGGUUUAGGGAGGAGUACCGCAAGGCAUGGAACCAGCCUUCGACGAGGCAGGUCCUGGCGUCCUGCCAGCACAUCAUGAUGUGGGGCCAGGGCGAAUGCCGCAGCGGGUACGGAAGGAGAGGACAUGCGGCGGUCUCUUCGUGGGCUGGCAGGAGACUGCUGCGUGCGGCGAAAGAGGUGUUCUAUGAAUACCAAAGGCAGCUUUGGGAUCCGUUGUGGGGCUGCCCGUUUCAGGUUGGGGACAACGAGUCGUUCUACACGACGUUCCUCGGGGGUACCGUAGGCAUCUUGUAUCUCGAUGCGCUCGAGCUCUCUCCCCAAUGGGACUACGGCGGCGGUACCAGUAUUGGCAGCAGUGCCACCAGCAAGAAGGGUACCGGUAGUAAAACAGUAAGCUCACUGUCCACUCCGGAUUUGGGGGCUACUGCUGAGGGAGGAGCACGAGACACGGGAGAAGGACGAAGAUCUUCACGUACAGAGAAACCAUCUAUUGGGGACUCUCAGUGGCAGCGCUUGAGGAAAACCCUCGAGCAGCAGGAAGAACUUGUGACACUGAUCGUGGUGACAGAAACCCCCAUCGCCUGGCAUGACACCGAGGCGUUUGUAGCGGAGACAAAGGACGCGGGCACCGGUGGCAACGCCAGCGGCAGCGACAAGCCGCCAUCGCACCUAGAAGACCACUGGGCCUCGCGGCCCGUCCAACAGCGCGCUCUCCUCUUGCGCCUGCUGCGGUGGAAGGCCGACAACGGAGGCAAGGAAGUCGUCCUCCUCGCCGGGGCCGGGCUCGCCGAAGGCUGCACCGCGGCGGAAACCAGGCUCGAGUACAAGCUGCCCUCUUUGCCGCAGCCGUUGUCGGAGAGGAAGGGGCAGGAGGGAGGGAAGCAGGUGGAUGGUGGUGGGCAAGUGGACGAAGAAGACCAGAAACAGGCCCACAAGAGCGCCAAGCGCCGUCUGAUUGGAAUCGAGCAGGUGAUUGCUGACGAGGACGAGGAGGGACCGAUUGGCGUCGUGGACAGCGCAUUGGUGACGUCCUUGUCCCUAGACAUGAACCAUCCUACCAAAGAGCUGGCGCGCCCCCCCGGCUGGUGGUCAAGACGCUGCAUCGGUGACAGGGCUGUUUUCCGAACUCUACCGGCGGAAGUGGCUGACGAGCUGGCCUACGUUCACGACCAAAUGAUCCUCGACUUCCUGAUGAUUAAGGCGUGUCCGGAAGUGAAGGCGUCGGCUCUGGACACAGCGGAGAAAUGGGAAGAGGUCUGCCGACAGAUUUGCAUCCAAGCGGCAUAUAUUCGGGUGGCCGCGUUGUGGGCAGAAGAGGAAGAGGAGGUCGUAUUGAUGGCGGACGCCCGUGCCGAGGAGGGAGUGCGUAAGGCGGAAGCGAAGCUGAGAAAACAGCGUGAGCAGGAGGUCAAAGACGCCGAAAAAGAUGCCGCUGAGAUGGCCCACCUCAUGGCGAAUGACCCCGAGGCUCACAUGAGGAGAGUCGUCCAAAAGCGAGCUGACGACGCGGACAGGCGAAGGCGCGAGGCUAAGGCCAAGGACGAGGAUCAGUCGGUGGCCAACGAGGAGCGCAAGACCCUUGAGAACAAGAAGGCCAUGGACAAGGAGAGGCUUGCGAAAGAGGCUAAGGAAAAGGAGGCAAGAGAACAGCAAGAGCUGAAUGAGCUAGCGGACUCGGACCCAGCCGAGUACGACCGGCGGAUCAAGGAGUGGCACAAGAGAAAGAUCGAGGGGAGGGAUGGGACUUCGAGCAGCCUGGGCGGCGACGCAGUGGACCAUACAGAGAGCGGCGACCUGGAGCGAAGGAAAUCGCUGGCGCGGGAGAGAAGGUCGGCAAGGAGGGUCGCGAUGCAGACGCGACCGUCGAUCGGUAUUCCCAAGAAGUAG